This is a messenger RNA of Verruconis gallopava, 6377 nucleotides long. RefSeq lists its product as uncharacterized. Gene Ontology annotation, cellular component: nucleolus; small-subunit processome. Gene Ontology annotation, molecular function: RNA binding; protein binding. The record is from RefSeq and is a predicted model, not a curated record. NCBI's taxonomy places the organism in Eukaryota, Fungi, Ascomycota, Dothideomycetes, Venturiales, Sympoventuriaceae. The transcript has 2 exons. Gene Ontology annotation, biological process: rRNA processing. Bases 37 to 5430 code for a protein of 1797 amino acids.
GUUCCUCGCAACAUUUGCACGCAGCGUUGGUCGAUCAUGUCCAACGGAGCCACAGAGAAGGUGCAGGCUUUGCACAAGAAGCCGCGUCGCUCUAGUCGCGGUACAGAGGACGACUUCAAAGUGGCAAAGCGAGCAAAGACUCAGGACGAAAUGCCGUCUACCUCCCGCAAAGAUAAAAAGGAAACGGCGGCAAAAUCGCAAUUGACAACAAAGUCUGUUCUGAACCUCGAGGAACGUACCUUUCCACGAGGCGGUGCCAGCGUCCUCACGCCAAUCGAGCGUAAACAGAUCCAAAUUCAGGCUGACCGCGAUGCGCUCUUCGAAGAAGCGGGCAAAAAGCGACCGCCGCCACAAGACAUUAGCGACGACGACGACCAGGGAGAUACUAUUGCAGAGAAGGCCAAGAAGAAGCAAAAAGAGAUAAACCCGUCAAAGAGGAGGAAAACGAGACAACUUGACCACCCCAACAAGACUGAAGAGAAGGCUGAUCGCAUCGAGGGCCUGAGUUUCAAGAAACUCGUGCCCGGCUCGCUAAUCCUCGGCCAAGUGGCGGAUAUCACGUCGAGAGAUGUGGCGAUCUCCUUACCAAACGGGUUGACAGGGUACGUGCCGUUGAUGUCCAUUUCAAGGCAGCUCAGCGAACGGGUAGAGAAGCUUCUUGAAGACGCCGACGAGAAUUCUGAGUCCUCAAAUUCUUCAGAAUUUGAAGACAUUGACAUCAAGAAACUCUUCAGGAUUGGCCAAUACGUUCGCGCUGCGGUUGUCUCCUGCGGUGAAACGAAAAGCGGCAAGCAUAAGAAGCACAUUGAGUUGUCUCUCGAUCCAAGACUUGUCAAUGUAGGGCUCACUAAAGAUGAUAUCGUCGUCGACAGCACAAUUCAGGCUAGCGUCAUCAGUAUUGAAGACAACGGUCUCGUAAUGGAUCUAGGCAUCGACGAUGUUGACGCAAAGGGGUUUAUCGGCGCCGAUGAUGUUGACGUGGACGUCAAGCAUACAGACAUCCCAGAAGGUGCUGUGCUCCUUUGCCUUGUAACCGGACAUGGUGGAAAUGGGAGGGUGGUUAAGCUUUCUAGCAGUACAGCGACGAUUGGGAACGUUAAAAAGGGCAAGCACACUCUCACAAAUAGUCCAAGCGUAAACGCCUACAUCCCUGGCACUGCAGCUAGCGUCAUCGUCUCUGAAGUCACAGAAAACGGCAUCAGAGGCACGAUCAUGGGCAUGGUUGAUGUUACGGCUGACCUGGUUCACGCCGGUGGCGCUGAGGGAAAUAUAAACUUGGAAGAAAAGUUCAAGUCUGGGUCCAGACUCCAAGCCAGAGUUUUGUUUACGUAUCCCAAGAAUGAGUCUCAAAGACUUGGGAUCUCAGUCUUGGAGCAUAUUGUAUCCCUGUCACCCAAAAGCAGCGCUGACCAGCAUCGCACAUCUCCGCUCGAAAGGCUACCGCUUUCCAGUACAGUUGAGGAGGCCAAGAUAGUGAAGGUGGCUCCACGAAUGGGCGUGUACCUCGAUCUGGGGGUUCCUGGCGUCUAUGCCUUCGCUCACAUUUCGAAUUUGAGCGACAAGAAAGUCGAUAGCUUGUCAGCCGACAGCGGACCCUACAAACUUGGCACAAGUCACAGGGCCCGGGUUAUCGGAUACAGCGCGAUUGAUGGGCUUUUCGCAGUGUCUCUUCAGGAAUCCACAUUGAGCCAGCCGUUUCUGCGGGUAGAGGACGUACAUCCUGGUCAGCUCGUUGAUGGAACCAUCGAAAGUCUGCCAAUCAAAAGCAAUGGUGUCAGUGGUAUUCUACUCCAACUCGCUGAUGGAAUCCGAGGUUUUGUUCCGGUAGAGCACAUUUCCGACACGGUUCUCAAGCAUCCGGAGCGUAAAUACAGACCGGGUAUGCGAGUUAAGGCGCGCGUUCUCAGAGUAAAUCGAGAGAAGCAAACCAUUUAUCUAACCAUGAAGAAAACUCUUGUGGGAUCGGAGAUCGAGCCAUGGACAAAUUACGACAGUUUAAACGUUGGCGAUCUGGCCCCUGGCUUUAUAACUCGACUGAGUCCAUCGGGUGCGUGGGUUCAAUUCUAUGGCGACGUGCGAGCUUUCCUUCCAGUUGGAGAAAUGAGCGAAGCUUACAUAAAAGACCCUGCUGAACAUUUCCGCCUUGCUCAAGUGGUUAACGUGCACAUCGUUUCCAUUGAUCGAGAGGGAAGACGCAUGAUUGUCUCGUGUAAGGACCCAGCCAGCUUCAGCAAAGAGCGUGAGGAGGCAUUCGCUGCCCUGGAGGUGGGUCAGCUUGUGGAUGGCACUGUUAUCGAACUAGCCAAAGAUUUAAUCACACUUGAACUCGCCAGUGGAAUUCAAGGACAUCUACGUGUUCAGCAACUCACAGAUGGUGGAGAGAAAAAAAAUGCAGCAGCAUUAGCCAAGAUGCGCGCUGGCAUGCGUCUACAGAAUUUGACCAUUCUACAAAAGCUUGGAGGCUCGCGGGCAGUUGUUCUGAGUAGCAAGCCCAGCAUCAUGGAAGCCGCACGUAAUGGGAGGCUUCUAACUAGGUUUGAAGAUUUGCAAAGGAAGAAAAAGGUGGAUGGCUUUGUUAGGGGUAUUACAGCAACAGGCGUAUUUGUUGAAUUUGGCAACAGGAUCGUAGGAUUGAUUCCUGAAACUGGAAUGCCAGAUGGGAUGAAACAACUGCGAAUGCAGAACUACGGAUUGACCGUGGGCCAAUCAAUUUCCGCCAUGGUGUGGAAUAUUUACGCGGAUGAGAAUCGCUUCACUUUAACGCUGCGUGAAGAGGUCAUUCCUGACAAGGUAAACGAUAGCAAGAAACCAUUGCGGGCACCGCAAGCGCCUCGAGAACUAGGAAAUCCAGUGGACCCUAAAUUGGCCACAGUCGAUGACCUCAAGAUUGGCACACAGACAUUCGCAAGAGUCAAUGCUGUUAAAGAACUUCAGCUCAACAUCAGUCUUGCCGACAACGUUCAUGGUCGGAUCCACGCCACCGAAGUUUUCAAAGCUUACGAGGACAUUGAGAACCCCAAAGCGCCACUUCAGAGCAUUAAGCAUAAUGCCACUCUUCCGGUUACCGUAAUUGGCCUACAUAACGCGAGAACGUACAAGUUCUUGCCUUUUAGCCAUCGCCAGAGUGUGCAUCCAGUCUAUGAGUGCUCUCACAGACAAUCCGACACGUCGGAGCCGGAGACGCUGUCUUUACUCAAGCUGAAAGAAGGCGAAGAGCGGCUGGCUUUCGUUUGCAAGUAUACUGGCAGUCAUGCAUUGGCUAGUGUUUCACCAGACAUUCACGGCAUCAUUGACGUUGUUGACCUUGCUUCGAUAGAAACAGACUAUCAAAAUGCGUUCCCAAUCGGCUCAGCGCUUCAGGUCAAGGUGCGCCGGAUUGAUGUUGAAAAAGGAAAGCUCCAACUGGCCCCUACAGCAGCUCCAGAGCUAUCCAAGAGAACAUUUGAAGAAGGUGGAAUCUAUGUGGGCCGUGUUACGCGGACUCAUGCCGAUGGUCUGGACGUGCAGCUUUCUCGGCAUUGUUGGGGUCUGGUUCCACUAACAGAGCUUGCGGAUGACUACGAUCAGGCGGACCCAGAUAGGUGGUCCGUUAAAGAGGCGAUUAAAGUCAAGGUUUUAGCGAAACAAGAUAGCGAAGGCAAAUUUGUGCUUUCUGCACGACCAUCACUCGCUGGAGUACACACCGGCGCAGCAGAACCCAAAGACCGACACAUCCGUGGGAAUAAUGAUCUAGCUACUUGCGAAGUAAUUCGUGGGUUCGUCAAAAAAAUUUCUUCUCAAGGAAUGCUCGUUCGCCUAGGGUGGAACACUAUUGCGCAAGUGCCUAUUCAUGAGCUUUCUGAUGAGUUCAUAAAGAACUACGCAGUCGCUUUUCAGCUGCGACAGCUCGUCACAGGCAAGAUCACAAAGGUAGACGCAGAUGGGGGACAUCAUAAGAUGAGUCUACGCAAGAGCGUCUUGAAUGACCCCAACUACCAACCAGAGCUCGGGUUCGCUGAUAUCAAUAUCGGAGAUAUAGUUGAUGCGGUCGUGGUCAAGGUGGAGAAUUAUGGCGUCUUCAUCCGCGUCGUACGCUCGAAAAAUAUCCGCGGACUAUGCCAUGUCAAGGAGCUGGCGAAUACGCGAAUAGAGGACCCUUCGAAGCUGUACAGCGAGGGUGAUCUUGUCAAAGCUAAGAUCAUCAAACUUGACAAAGCGAAACGACAUGUCAACUUUAGCCUGAAAGCUGUGCAUUUCCAAGAAUUGCCCGAAGCGAGAGUGGAUUCAGAGGAAGAACGUGCUGUGCAUGAGAUGGAUGAUGCAAAGACAGGAACAUAUCCUGAACCUGUUCAAGCUGAGGACGAGGAAAGCGAGGUUGAGGAGGUUAACAAGACGCUUGAUCACGCUCCAGCACGCAAACAAAGUCUUGCCAGUGGCCUGAAGACUGGUGCUUUCAACUGGGAGGGUGUCGCUGGUGAAUCUAGGCAAGAUGAUGCUGAGCCAGAAGCCGACGAAUAUCGACACACCAAAAAGCGAAGAAAGGCAGAGAUCCAGAUUGACAAGACCGGCGAUCUUGAUUCGCAUGGGCCCCAGUCAGUGAGCGAUUUCGAACGUCUGCUCCUUGGCCAGCCAAACUCCUCCGCUCUUUGGAUUCAGUAUAUGGCUUUCCAACUUGGCCUCUCCGAGGUUGAAAAGGCAAGGGAGGUCGCAGAACGCGCAUUGAAAACCAUACACAUGCGUGAAGAAGAAGAAAAGUUGAACAUUUGGAUAGCGAUGUUGAAUCUAGAGAACACGUACGGUUCUGAGGAGAGCUUGGAAAGCGUCUUUGAGAGAGCAUGCCAGAUGAGCGACAAGAAGGAAGUCAACUUCCGACUUGCCAGUAUCUACAUCGACUCCGGCAAACACAAGGAAGCCGAAGCUUUGUUCAGCCGAAUGCGCAAAAGCCGCGACAUAUCAUGCGAUCCGAACUAUUGGCUCAACUAUGCCACGCUCCUCAUGACGACAAUGAACCGCGCUGACGAAGCACGCGCGCUUCUUCAACGAGCGACUCAGGCUCUUCCAGCGCAUCAACACGCUCACUUAAUAUCGCGUUUUGGUGCUCUUGAGUACCAAUCCGUAAAUGGCGACGUUGAGCGGGGGCGUACUAUCUUCGAAGGUUUGAUCGACGCCCAUAAGACUGGGCAUGAUCUCUGGGAUCAAUAUCUAGCACAGGAAAUAUCCUUGCUCCAAGCUGGAAAAGGCGACGUCGACAGCGUGAGGCGGCUGUUCGAACGGAUGACCAAGUUAAAGAUGAGACCUAAGCGAGCAAGAUAUGUGUUCAAGAGAUGGAUGAGUUGGGAGAAAGGACUUGUAGACAGUGGUAAAGGGAGUGAUAAAAUGGUGGCGAAAGUAAAGGAGUUGGCAGAGCAAUGGGUGGCAAAUGAAGGGCAAGGAAAGCAGCCUGACGCCUGACGGCCGAGUGACCGGACAGCUCCAGAUACCAAGGCUUCGACACGUAGAAGCACGUAGAACUUGAGAUAUGCAAAGCUCCUUAAGCAUCUUUACAGAUUGGGCAUGCAAGGCUAUAAGAUUAAUAAAAACCAAGGAUUCCGCGAUGGCCACGUCAAAAGCCGUGUUGAUGGUGGACAGAAAAGUGAGCAAAAGGACACACGUCCCAGGCGAGGAUUAUGCCGUCACGGGAGGACCUCCGCUCCUUCCCUCGACAAUCAAGUCCGUGUGAAGGCCGGGAAGGAGCAGAAGGCCCGUGUUCUUGGGUGAGGCAGGCACGACCUCGCAGCCCUAGAGAACUGCGAACGGUGAACGGGGACGCGUGGGGCAACGCGCUGCCAGGCGCGGACACGACGAUGUGAACGAUGCUCAGGGGAGAGACCGCAAGACAAACGGGCGAUAGAAGCGCUGGUGAUGGUCAUGCCACGCGUGCGGGCUUCUGUGCCAUCCUCUCGUGGACCAAGCGGAGGAAUCGGCUGAGAGCUCGGAAGGAAUGGUUGACGGCGCACGGUUGCUGGAUGAUGGACGUUCGACUCUGCGUCUUUCGCGCACGGAAACGCAGAGACCAUUCGAUACAUCGACCUGGGUUCAGGAGAAGGGAAGCUCAUCCUAUUUAGGAUCACGUGCAGUCCAAGAGCUGUCUACUUGAUCAAAAUCUUAGUUCCUCACUAAUGUACUUUCAACCCGCCGAGCACAUAGCACUGCGCCGUUCCUAGACCACUGUUGGGCGAGACUUCGGAAUUUGCAAUACAGGAGGAAUGUAUGAGAAUGAGCGAGGCGAAGCAAUGGACUAUCAAGAUGCCAGCGGAACAGGUUUGAAGAAUCUGUCUGUAAGACACUGCCCAACACCGGAGUCCCAUGGGUGGACAGUCUAGCCAAUAGAUAGAAUGCAAAUACCACACAUGCAGCCU